AUGAUAUCAGCAACUUCUAAUAGAUUUCUGAUUUCAUUUUUAGGUGUGAUUUUUUAUUUGUUAAGAUAGGUUUAUGGUGAGGGUAUGCUUUAUCCCACUCGACCUGUUAGAUAUGCAGUAUUAGAUUAAAAUUCAGUUUCAUUGCUAACUCUUUACUUUAGAGUCAGCACAUAAUUAGCAGCAAAUAACUAUCUAAGAAUAUAACUCCCUGAUUACGGUUAGGGAAAUUAUAUUUUCUAGCCUACCAACUGCCUUUUAAAAUAUAGUGGAGAUACUGUUUUCACCACUUCCUAAUGUGGUAUAAUGCCAAAUGUGAGUGAUACAAUGUAUGUAUUGCUAAGUAAACCUGUAGAUAACUCACAAACAACAGAAAAUAUUUUGCAAAUAGAGCUUAAUACAACCAAUCCACUUACUGGUAUUUCAUCCAGUCUUAGAGUAUCUACCAUAUCUUCAAUUCAAAGCACUGUGUUCUUCCAAUAUGAUGAAAAUGCUAAUUUCGGUUAAAUUCCAUUCACUUAGCCUAAUAAUGAAGUUUUUCAAGCAACAGUAUUGAAUUAUGGUACUCCCUCAACAGUAAAUAUCCCUGGAUUGCCCAACAACUUACAAAUCUAAAUAUAAAUCAAUAAACCUUUUGGCCUCGAUCAAAAGAUGUCUAGAAUCAAACUGAUAGCUAGUUCACCUUGGGUAUUUGACCCAGCAACCACAGUAACUUGUUAAGAUGAUAGCAGAUAUGCAUAAGUUUCUGAUGCUAGAUAAGCUCUUUAUAAGGCUCCCUAAUUAGUGCUUAAACCAACUGAUCCUUCUCUACCUGUUCCUUUAGUAAAAACAGAGGUAGAAACACCAAACUAGUUAUCUAUUGUUUUUGCAUAAGGAUUCUUAGAAGGAAGCGCAUUCGUACUAAAUAUAAAUAGUUUAGUUAAUCCUAGUAUAACAGCUCAAGGAGUAUUAAAAAUAUAUAGUUUUCCUGUCAAUUCAAAUGAAUCAGUUGAAGCUAACGCUUCUUUAUUGUAACUAUAAACAUUUUAGACUCCAAUUCAGGUCACUUUACUCCCUUCUUUGCCUUUUGAUCCAAACAAUCCCACUAAUACUCCAAUAAAUUUUUACAAAAAUACUAAGCAGUAUGUAAAAAUACAAAUAAACAUUAACCAGUAAACUAUUCCAGCAGGUUAUCCUAUCUUACUUCAAUUCACACCAAAUACAAAUAUCAUAUAAGGAUCGGAAUAUUUGGACAGUAAUAUGCAAGACAUUAAUGGAAACUACAUUAGAAAUGUGAAAUACUUAUCGAAUAAUCAGAUGCUAAUCUAUAACCUCAAACAAAUGAAAGGAACACCUGCUAAUCCUACCAUAACAAUUUAAGUUAGAGUGCUUUUAUCGAAAACUGAUUCAUAGUUUAAUGUAAGUGUAUCUAUUUACACAGACCUUACUUUAAGUAGUCCUGUAUUUAGUGGUGUUUCUAACACUGUUGCUCUAAUAACUAAUUACAAAUCCGUUAUUCAAUACCUUUAGGACCAGACCUAUGCACAAAAUGGAUUUGUUUAGAUUAAAACUGCUCCUAAUGACAUAACUUUUAAUAUCUAAGUCCCUAAUAAUGAUUUAACUCCUAAUUUAAAGUUGUAAUUGUAUAUUUCAUCUUCUUUGACCUAAGAAACAACUCCUAUUGCAUGCACAAUAAAUGGAGGUACUACUUUUACAUGCUCAUAUAAUUCAAUGACCAAUUAUGUUAGAAUUGAUAUGGUACCAGGUUCGUUUACUAAUGCAGCAACAACAAUUGUCAUAAAAAAUAUAAAAUUUAAUACUGCUUCUAAUCAUGAAGACUCUAUUUAUGAGCUAUUCUUCAGAAUCACAAAGGAUUCAACUAACGCUAAUUCAUCAUUCAAUGAUUUAAUGUUACCAUUGAUUGUUAUUUAAUAAGCAAAUUCUAAUAUCAAAGGGUAAUUUAUAAAUGAUUUAAAUUAGUAGGCUGCUAAUCCAGUUGACUACUCUUUUCCCUCUUUCCUUGAUAUUUAUGAUACAGCAGAUACUUUUUCAACAUUUACUCCACCUUUAUAACCAACAGAAAGAUACUUCCUUGCUGUAUAUGUAUAGCAAGACUAUCUAAAUAUUGCUUAGAUGCCUCCAAUUGGUUCUUAAUAUUACUGUGGAUCAACUCUUCCUGGAGUAAGCUGCUACUAUAAAUAUUCAGAUAAAACAACAACUCCAUAGAGUUCAGUAUUAUUUAAGUAAUGGGCUAAGAUAGUGUUUUUCUUACCAACAAGUACUAAAGUAGGAUAUCAUAUGGCUAUUCCUUAUCUUUUUAAUCAAAACAACUACAAUUUUUAAAUUGAAGGAGGUUAUUUUAACACAGCAACUUAUGUUUUCAAAGUUUUAUUCACAAACACCUUGACAUCUUUUGCUCCAUCGACGAUAUUGGCAACAGUUACUAAUCUAUGUCCAACAACAGCUAUUACCUUGAGUGGAAAUGCAGGUGCAUAAAUCAGUGGUGUAUAAAUGUAAUUAGCUCGUAGUAAUGUAUAUACUUAAGGAGUAGGAUCAGCAGCUAUAUUAGUUACAGAUUGGCAAUUCUGGUAUGCAAAUUAAUCUAAAUACACAACUCCUCUGAAUGCAAUAACAGGAACUGGUGUUCUUGAUCCUGUCUCUGUAAGCUAUAUAGAUUUAACAGGAAUAAGUCGUUUUGCUGUUAUUUUCCCUUUCACAGCAACUGGAGAUCCCACUAUCGCUUCAACCACUGUGUCAAUUGAUAGUGUAGUUUUACCUUACAGCUAUGAUCUGCCAAACUUAUUGUUUAUUAUUGCAUAAGGAGCUGGUAAACUUAAUUGCUAUAAAUAAUAUUUUAACUCAGGUAGAAACUUGUUUUAUAUCUCAACUCCUAAAAGUUUACAGUUGACAUGUGACUAGUAAUCAAAUGGUAUUCAAAAUACUUAAUGUACUGUUUAGUUUGUUCCAGCUUAGAAUAUGCAACCAUUUGCUAUACUUCAAAUCUAAUUUACAGGUAUGUAAGCUAAUACUAACUAAUGCACUUUGAUUUAGAAAAAUAUCUUAACAAAUACUCAAGUGUAGAUUACUCAAUCAUGCAGUGUUUCUACAAACUCUUAAAUACUGACAGUAAAUAUGUAAGACAACGUAAUAUACUCAAACGAUAUGACUACUUACACUUAUUAAUUGAGUUUUUAUGGAGUUUCUAUUGAUAAUUCUUUGUAAAAAAGUUUUACAUUUAGCAUUAAAGAUUAAUCUGGUAAUACAGCUAUUGAAUAGUAGACAAUCAAUGUUUCAACCACUAACUAUCAAGCCAUUUACAUUCAAGUUAGCUAAUUAAUUUACAAAUAUCUCAAUCCUUAUGUUUUCUCCAAAUUAACUGCUUAAUUUGCAACUCCAAGAUAACUUCUUCCUAAUGAAAAUGUAGUAGUCAAUUUAGGAUCUGAUUUGUGGGAUGUAAAUUCUAAUACAGAUAGACUUACUGUAACUUUAUUCAAAAUAGAUACCUCGAAUCCAAGUGCGCCUUAAAACAUAGCUGUUCCUAUUGCUGUCUAAUUCGCUGAAAAUGUGAUGGGAAUACAAUUAGCUGAUAGAACUCAGUUCACUGCUAGCAGCUAUAUUUUGGUAAUUGACGGUAUUCUUACUCCUGCCUCCAAUUCUAAUGAUUUGAUUAGUAUCAGUUUUAUUAGAAAUUACGACUCAGGUCUUGUGCUUUAAAAUAUUUAAUCAACAACUGUACCCUUCCCCUCUUUGCUGCAAAAAAUAAACUCAUAAAUUAUUUUAGCAUAAGCAAAUUUCUUGAUGGAAGGAUCUCUUUAGGAGUUAGUGUUUAAUGUAACAAUGAAGAACUCUCAGAUAACAUCCUCAGCAAUCAUGUAUAUCUAUUUCCCUAUUUACUAUGCCCCAUCUAUUUCCAACUUCCCUGCUUACCUUUAUUGUAGAAUGAACAAUAUUUAAAUUCCUUGCAAAUAUAAUAAUAAUCCUUUCCGUUUAGAAAUCUCAGAAUCACCACUUUUCAUUUAGCCUGGAUAAUAAUUCACACUCCUUGUUUUUGGCCCAGUUGCUCCCUAAUAUGAUUUGAGAAAUAAUCCACAAUAUGUUAACGAAACUAUCUUUUUUGCAGUCGAUACAGGUGCAACUAAUAGUUUCUCUGAAUAUAUUCAUAUACCUCCUCCACAAGUAGUUUAAAUUCCUAGUAAUUUCCCUUACAUGAGAUUGAUUACUGUAACUACUGAUAAUACAAACACAAGAGCUCUUUCUAAUCACGUUUUCGUUGUUGAAACUGACACUUAACUCCCAAACCAGAAUGGAUUUUAAGUUAUAUUCCCAACAGACUACAAAUAUUUGGCCAUUACAUCUCAAUUAUAAUGCAUGAUAUCUUAUUUUGAUUCAAAUAAUAUUUAAGUAGAUACACCAUACUAAACUUGUAAUGUUACAGGACUUUCUGUAGAGGGUAUUAUGCCAAUAACAAUAGCAGCUAGUGCUAGAUUUAUAAUCACAAUAUAACAAGUUCCCACUCCUCCUACUGGAGGCUUUGUUGACCUCUCUAGAGCCAUUAUUGCAGUUUUUUCUAGCAGUAGAUAGAAUUACAUUGCACAAACAAAUUAUUUAACAAACUAAAUGGGUUCGAUUCAAUUCAUAGAACAAACCAAUUUUGUAUAAAUCAAUGCCGGUUAAGUUAUUUAAGUCACAAAAGGUACUUAUUCACCUAAUAUAAUCAUUCAAACUGCAAAUUAGAAUAAAUUUAUUGCUAACAUGAUCAUUACCCUUUCUGCCACAGGUUUUACUUUCAUUCCUCCUUCAAUGAACAUUUAUUUGGGAGAUUUAUAGACUUCAUUUAGAGUUGGUGCUGAUUAAAAUAUGCUCGAAAAGUAAUAUACUGCAAGUAUCUCUAAAGUUGAGUUUGGUUUUACUCCUGUUUAUCAAAUUGCGAACAAUUUAAUUAUUUUUGUUAUCAGCUAACCUAUAUAAAUAGUUACUCCUACUUCUAUUAAUGUACCUUAUGGUGGCUGCUCUCUUCCUUAUCAAGUACAGAUUUCUAGCACACCUUAUAGUGAUGUUGAUAUAUCUAUUUAAUAUGAUUAUACCACUUUACCAGAAGGCUACUUAACAGUAGAUAUUGAUUUAUCUUCAUACACUCUUUACUUUGAUAGUAAAACCAACUAUAGAUAUUUAACUCUGUGCUCAACACCUCAAUUCCCUAAAACCUUAACAACAUUCCCUGUCACUCUUACUCUUGGAGGUACUGAUAUGUAAUCUUUCUUAUUGGUAAAUCCUAAUUUGACUGUAAACAUGAUAACGAGAGACCCAACUAUUAUUCCUUCAUUAAUAACAACUGUUUUGAAUUAAUAUAGGACAUCUACUGAUUUUAGUGUUAGCUUUAACUAAGAUGGAACUGUAUAUUGGUAGCUUUAUGUAUAAGGAACAGCAUAAAAUUUGAGUUUGUCUUAAAUAAAAGCAGCUCUUAAAGCAUAGAAUACUACUCUCUAAUCACCCACAAGUUUAUAGUAGUAAUUUUUUGGCAAGAAGACUGAUUAAAGAGUAGGUCUAUAAGUAUUCCAUACCUCAGACACAUCUAAAUAGUUUACUAUUUCCUCCUUAAUACCAGAAACAAAUUAUGUCCUUUGCACUUAUUUCGAAAACGAGAUGAGUAAAGCGACAGAUAUCAAAUGCUUAAAUUUCAAGACUUUAAAUUGGUAAGUAUUCACUAAAGUAAAUAUUUCAUUCCUUAUUAAGAUGUUUGAAGACGACAUGAAUAAUAUUCUGUGUUUCUAUGUUAGAAACACUUAAACUAGUAUUAAGAAUAUAAUUAAUUCUGAUGGAAACAGCUGUUCCUUGCAGUCAGUAACUUAGCCAUAUUAUUUCUAGUUCAAAGGAAAAACAGCUAGUUAUUCAAAUUAGAUGACUAAUAUCUAUCUUAUUCCUGAUGCAACUUUAGAAACAGAUUCAUCUAUAACAACUAUUGCUGCUAUGUACGAUGCAGCAACAAAAUAACUUUUAGAUGAUGUGAGAACGAAUGCCAAACAAAACUAUAACAUAAACGAAAUUAAUUAGAGCUAAUUCUUAACUACAUUUUCGUAUGAUGAUGCAAUAAAUAAGCAAUCUAAUUUCAUAAUGCCUUCUAUAACUAACAUGCAAUUCAAGCCCGUUUCAUACUAAUUCAAUACUACUAUUGAAAUAUAAGAUGUCAUUUUAUCAAAUGAUGGGCAAGUUUACUUUAUUGCAGAAAGAGUGGCUAAAGAGCUUUUUGAUAAUUAGAAAGGUAAAUAUUAUGAUGCCCCAAUUACUUCUAUGAAUGAUCCUACACCUGAAAAUAUUAUUAAUUGUUAAAAUGGUUUGGGAUAUACUGCAGAUGUUUGUGCUAGAAUCAUUUAUAACAAUAAUAAUAAAGUUACUCUUAUUCUAGAUAACCUUGUGCCUGAAACUAAGUAUGUUAUUUAUUAUGUUGUUGCUAACCACUUCCCUAUCACUCCAAUCUAUGACACUGUUGUUUAGAAAACUGAAAUUAUAUCAUUGCCUUAUGGAGCAGGAAAUCAUUCAACACUUAUUUAAUCCACUUUUGCAAUUAUAGUUUUAUUAAUAAUUAUAUUCUGA
Messenger RNA from Tetrahymena thermophila SB210, 6567 nucleotides. Its product is annotated as transmembrane protein, putative. The transcript has 13 exons. The record is from RefSeq and is a predicted model, not a curated record. Lineage: Eukaryota; Ciliophora; Oligohymenophorea; Hymenostomatida; Tetrahymenidae.